AUGUCAACAUCGUCGGAAAGGGUGGAAUGGGUGGAAAUCAUCGAGCCCAGGACGAAGGAGCAUAUGUACGCCAAUCUAACCACGGGCGAAUGUGUGUGGGAUCCGCCAGAGGGUGUCAACAUAAAGCGUACCGAUGCGUCGCAGUGGUGGGAGCUGUUCGACACGAACACAUGCCGGUUCUACUACUACAACGUUGCCUCACAGAAGACGGUGUGGCACCGGCCGCAGAACUGUGAUAUUAUCCCGCUGGCCAAGCUGCAGACGCUGAAGCAGAACACGGAUCCGAGCGAUCGCAAAGAGGGCGGCACACUGCCGCACCACCAUCACCACCAUCAUCACCACCAUGGCAGUGGCGGCAGCGGCGGCAGUAGUGGCGGCGCCGGCGCCGGUCUCGGAAGUUUGGGUUCCAUCGGCCCCACGAAGUUGGGCGGCGGCGGUGGCGGUGUCGGUGGCGGCAGCGGAACGGUGGGCAAGUCUUGCGGCCAUCGGACGGCGACGGGCGUGACGGAUUACCGGGACCGCGACCAUCACCAUCGGAGCUCGAGUUCCGGCCAUCGGCGCGGAGGCGGCGGUCCGCUCGACCAGCGCAGCAACAGCGAACUCCUGGCCAGCCCCCAAGGAAGACACAGCCUGCAGCACAGGUUGCCGCCGAAAAUCAUUACCUCGCCACUGACUGAUGGCAGCCACUCGUCGAUCGGUCGGCUGGAUUCGCACAAAUUUUGCAGACACGGACAUCACCCGCUACCGUGCAGUGGCGGUGGCGGCGGUCGGGGCGGGUGUGGUGCGGAUGGGAGUAUGGCACCACCACCACCGCCGCCGCUGCUGUCGUCAGGAUCGAUGCGCAGCAGCCAGCGCUACCAUCAGCCGGCGAUCGGUGUCACCAAUCAUCACCACCACCACCAGCACCACCCACACCAUCAUUACUCCUCCCAGCAGCGGAACCACCCGGAGCGGGGAUCGAUCCGAUCGACGGACGGUAGCCUUUCGAACAGUUACCGCCGAUUGCACGGGACCGCCGACAGCAGUGUCCCCGAGUCUUCGACGGGCGGCAGUCUUCUGCGGUACGGCAGCGGCGGUUCCAGUGGCUACGGCACCAACGGUGGUGGCCACGGCCCCGGCGGUGGUGGUGCUGGUGGUGUCGCAGGUGGUACGGGUAGUAGAAAGCACAAUGUCGACAGUAGUAGUGGCUACCGGAUGCUGCAGGAAAGCUCCAGCUCACACAACAUUCCCCACUCGGUGAUAGUUCCUUCACCUUCGACCGGAGCACCAGCGACAGCAGCAUCGUCCAUCAGUAGCACCGAAAAGCUGGCCACCCUGUCUUCCCUACACCAUACGCCCGCGUUGCCACCGCCGCACCACCAGAUGCUGUCCUACUCGGUGUCGAACUCGUCGGACCUGGCCGGUGGUGGCGGUGGAAGUCUUUCGUCUCCAUCGCACUCGAUGAGUACGCCACAGUUCAAGAAAAAGUUCAUGCACGACGGAGGAGCCGGAGUUGGUUCAUCGAAAUCAUCCUCGAAGGAGGGAAACCUGGGCGCUGGAGGAAUGGUGUCCAAGCACGAAAGCUUCGACUAUGGUGGAAAUCCUGCCGCAUCGUCGAUCGCACUGACACGUUCCGGAAGCUUCUUGUCGUCGGCUGGAAUCACCAGUGGUGGCGUCGGUGGAUCGAGUGCCCACGGAACACCAACGUCUGGUCGACCGUACGGUGCAGGUGGACCGACCGGAAGUGGUGGCAGCCACCACUCUUCCGGGGGAUCGCAUCGUAAGGGAAGUUUCGAAGGCAAUGGAGGUGCCGGAACCGGUGGAGGUGGUGGUGCUGGUGCUGGUGGAGGAGGCAGUGACGAUUCGAUGCACGAGAAGUACUUCAAGUCGGUUGAAAAUACGCCCCUUAGCCGGCGUCGCCACUCGUCCUCGUCCAAAUCUCCCUUGCAGCAGCAGAAACAGUCGAGCGAUUCUAGUCCACAAAGUCCACUCAGUCCACCCCAGCAGCAGCAGCAGCAGCAACAGGCCAAAGUGCAGCGUCCUUCGGCACUGUCCGUGGAGCUGGCGCCACCAUCGCCCGGCAGCAGUUACCAGCAACAGAGCACCGGCAGCAGCAACAGUAAAUCUAGUCACAAAGCGAGCAAUAGCAACAACGCAUCCGAGAACGAGCCAAAGUUUGGCAAUGCGGACGGUGGUGGCGGUGGCGCUGGAAUGCCGGACAAGUAUCUGGACAAGGUGCGGCUCGACCAGCGACCGGGCAAGAUUUCGCCGGGGGCGGUUUCGCUCGGGGGCAAGCAAUCGCCGUACCUAGCGAGCGGUGGCGGUAUUGGCGGUGGCUCGGCAGCCUCCUCCUCUAGUCAUCUGCUAGAACAACCGCCACCAAACAGGGGCAAGCAGCCAGGCCUCCAGGGCGACAACAGCUCGGUGCCCGGUGGAAAGGAUCAAUUUUCGCUCAAUCUCAAUCAACCGAAUCUUGAGCGGCACAACAAGGAAAUGCUGCGGCAGCACGAACAAACGCUCGAAAAGAAACCGGGAUCCGGAUCGACGCAGACCGUCGCCUCGAACAGCUCGUCAACGGCGAAGCACGGGAUGAAAAAGUCCCGGAACUACAACAAUCACGGCGGCCACGGUGGCCACGGUGGUCACGGUGGUGGUGCCGGUACUGGGUUCGAUUUUGAUUACGACAAUGGCAACACCUCGCCGUUGUACUGCAAUUGGGAUAAGGAAAUGCAGGAACAUUUACUUCCGCUGCAGCACUACAUACUGGAGCAGGCGAAACUGUCCGGCUCGUACGGUUUCGGUGAGUUAGACUCGGAUUCCUUCCACUCCGACAGUCAAUCGGAGCACUCGUUCUCCGGCCACGAGCCUGACAACGAAGACUCGGAUCACUCCGAUGGGCACGGCGAUUAUCUGGCACACUACCCGUACGAGGAGUACGGUGCCCGACACGCACAGGACGGUGGCGUUUCGUACUACAACUUUGAGUUCAAUUUCGGUGACCGCGAAGAAAAGGAGGACAUAUCCGAGGAGGUCACUGCCAAGUUGGAGAGCAUUCCAGAUCAGAUCUACAGCCCGGUCAAGAAUCAUCCGCCGCUACACAAAUACCCGUCGUCAGCAUUCCAGGCCCCCAAACACGAUGUGGUGGGACCCGCCGAUGCCCUCGAUCGUGGCACAUCGAACGACAGUAGCCGAUUAGGUGGCAUUGGGACGUUCGGCUCGAAAACUUCCUACCUACAGCAGAUGGCUGGACAGAAACAGCAGCAGCAACAACAACAACAACAGCAGCACCAGCACCAACAGCUAGGGAUCGCAGGACAGCAGCAACAACAAAAACUCACCAAAGCCACGCUGCUGCAACGCUUCCAAGAUAAUCUCUCGCUGGGCCACAGUCCAGUGUCGGGCAGCAAUGGCAAGAUAGCGGAGAUGGCGCUGCUUAAAGAGUGCGACAUUGAGAAGUUCGCCCAGGACAACCUGAACUUACACUCGAAGGGGAUCUUCCGGAAGAAAUCGUCCGUGAGGGAUAUGCUCAGUUGGACGUCGAACGCGAUCAGCCGGCCAAUGUUGUCGCUAGCACGGGAUAAAGCGGGUAAGAAGAUGGCCACCGAUCUGUUCAAGCUGGUGCAGAUCUACAUGGGUGAUCGUAAGGCGCGAAUCGGUAUGAGCCUUAACUCGGUGGCGAUCGACAUUGUAACGAUGGCGAUGGCACAGGCGCAGCUACGUGACGAGCUCUACAUUCAGAUGUGCCGUCAAACGACGGAAAACCCCAGCCGCGAUUCGCUGAUCCGUGGCUGGGAGCUGAUGGCGAUCUGCCUUUCGUUCGUGCCACCAUCGCCGACGUUUCAACCAGCACUGCUGGGCUACAUUAACCGGCAUCGGGAUCCGUCGUUUGCCACGAGCUUCCCGGAGGUCGGCAAAUGGCCGAUCCACGUGCAGAUUUCACACUACGCUACGAUCGCAUGCAGACGCCUAGAUCGCAUCGGCAGCUCGGGCCGGAAGCAGGCCAAACGGCCAACCGAAGACGACAUCAAUCAAGCGCGGGAGCAAAUCUUCCGCGACAGUAUGUUCGGCAAUACGCUUCAGGAGGUGAUGGAGCUGCAGAGGGAACGCUUCCCCGAUCGGCAACUACCGUGGAUUCAAACGACGCUUUCCGAACAGGUGUUGCUGUUGAGCGGAAAACAGACCGAAGGCAUUUUUCGUGUACCGGCGGAUGUGGAUGAAGUUAACAUGCUGAAGAAUCGGAUCGAUCGUUGGGAAUUUCCGGAAAACAAGGGAACGAUGGACGCUCACGCUCCGGCUAGUUUGCUAAAGCUGUGGUACCGUGAACUGUAUGAUCCUCUGAUACCGGAUGAACUGUACGACGAGUGCGUCCAAACGGAGGACCCAGCGGAGGCGGCGGCCAUUGUAGAAAAGUUACCAAAGAUCAACCGAUUGGUUUUGACGUUUUUGAUACACUUCCUGCAACAGUUUGCACUGCCGGAUGUCGUUGCCAACACGAAGAUGGAUUCGUCGAACCUGGCGAUGGUGUUUGCGCCGAAUCUGCUCCGAUGCCAGUCGCAGGAUCCAAAAGUGAUCCUCGAGAAUGCCCGCAAAGAGAUGACGUUUAUGCGCACGUUGAUUCAGCAUAUGGAUACGGCCAGCGUAGCGUACAUGGUUUGAAGAGCUAGGGUGAGAAAGAUGUUUACAUUCAUACAGGUUCAAGAUUCGUACAAUCGUUUCUUUAUUGGAUCAAAUCUCCGUGCGGUAUCGACGAUCACUGCAGAAGUAGUACACGGAAUGGACAGGUAUCCAUUCUGCUGGUACGCUUUUGUGAUAUUGUUCACGGCAUAAGCUUUUAAGCUCAAUGGUUCGAAAAAGUCAAUAACUUUGGCCGUUGAUUUUUUGGCAGCUUCGAAUCGUAUUUUUCAUUUCCAAAGUAGAACACUUACAAUCUACGAAUACAGCAUUCGCAGUCAACCCGUUUCGGCAAGCGAGUUCCGAUUUUAUUGUGCACAGGCGAAAAGUUACCCAGUAUCCCAGUAUGUAAGUAUGCGAUUGAAUCAGAAAAGCAAUUGUUUGAUGUUUGUAUGCAAACCAAUAGUGCUGAAUCACGAACAGAACGCGAUAUGUCAUAAUAGCAUAAAUAACACAUCUACACCAACAUACAUGGUCUGGUUGCUAUGGUGGAGACGAAGAAGCCUUCUUAGCAACGGUGUUAGAAUUCACUUUUGUUAAUGUCAAAUUAUGCAUUUGGCGUCGCAAUAGAUUAAAAUUGUAAACUUUCUAUACUAUGACCAUUCUUGGCUCACGCAAACUCCUCUGAUACUGCUAAAAUGGAAAGUAAAACAUCACACCCUAACGCAUUACAAACCCGUCGUUGGGUCACAUAAACUUGAAUGCUUUUCAAAAUGCGAAAUGCACCGGGACCGUGAGGAGAAGUAAAAGUUUCACUCAAAUUCAGUUCUCCAUAUGCGAAGGCGCGUAUCAGCAACAAAUAAACAAGCAACGUUGAAAAGCAAAGUUAUCACAAGCCAAGUCAAUGCGCGUGCUAGCAGAAGCAAGCAACGCUUAAGAAACAAUUCUGAAUUCACAAGUGUAAAAAAAAACAAAUGUGAGCAAACGCAGAGUGAAUCUAUCAUGCGUUGGAAGGGUAGUUGCGAGAGUUGAGUGAAAAGGGCGAAUAAAUAAUGAUUGCUCUCGAACACUGUUAUCAUCAUCGAAGCGAGAAACUGGCAUGACAUGUGGAGUCACGUUUCGUUCAUUUGCGCUCGAGCGUGUUAGUAGAUUUCAAAGCUAGAAUAGCCCGGGGUUCCAACGAGUUACUAGCUGCCUAGACCUUUCGUUACCGUUUCUUGUUUAGUUCCUGUGCGCGGAACAAUAGGUGACAACAAAUCGGUAGCAUGCGUUUUUUUGUAUUUAAUUUGCAAAAGGUUUGUUUCUUACCAAAAUUACUUCUACCGUUCUAUGUGUAAGUUUUUUUUUGUAUCAUCUCAUCUUUGUGUAUAGCUUCACAAUUGGUCUGUAAGUCGUUUGUUUGUUCUUCGUUUCAACAAUACCAUUGAUUUGCGUGUAAGGUAAACUUACUUUAAGGUACGCUGCGCGCGAACGAAAAGUGAGUCAAAACCCAAUCAUCCAGUACAAAAUGGGUUUGGAUAGCAAUUGAAGAUAUUUCUUGCAAAUCGCCUACAAAGCACGUGCUCUCGCGUUUCGAUUCAUCUCAUAAAAUUGGUGGGUUUUGUGAUGCGGCUUUGGUCUUUGCACGAUCAGUGCUUAAAGGCGCAACAGCAAAGACCUGUGUUACGAGGCGGCCGAUGCGGAAGCAAUAUAUCGAAACAAAAAGCGAUAUCGAAAUGCAAUUACAGCGACCAGGCAGAGCUGCGCUUACCCUUCUAUAAAACAACCUAAUCGUGGAAACGAAGGCUAAUCAUAAACUAUUUUAUGAGCUCGUAAGUAGUAAAGCAAACGGGAAAAGGCAAGCAAAGAAACAACAACAAAAACAAAGCAAAAGAAAGCAAAAAAUGCUGAGAUAAUAUAUAUAUAUAUAUAUAUAUUCUAUAUUGAGAGAAGUUUAACGCAAAAGCAAAAAAAAACAAAACCCAAUUAAUAAUUUAUUACGACGAAACAAGUAAACGAACAGCAGCAGUUAAAAUAGCAUGAGAAAACGGAUGGCGAAAAGCCGAUGAGUUUAACAUGGCGCAACUAUAAUGCUCUAAUAAAAG
Messenger RNA from Anopheles bellator, 6674 nucleotides. RefSeq names its product hornerin (gene RhoGAP93B). The record is from RefSeq and is a predicted model, not a curated record. The coding region runs from base 1 to 4635 and encodes 1544 amino acids. Lineage: Eukaryota; Metazoa; Arthropoda; Insecta; Diptera; Culicidae. Gene Ontology annotation, molecular function: protein binding; GTPase activator activity. The transcript is spliced from 11 exons. Gene Ontology annotation, cellular component: cytoskeleton; cytoplasm. Gene Ontology annotation, biological process: signal transduction.